GGUUAAUUGCAUGAAAAUACACGAACUUUAGUCAUUUUUCCAUUCUGCACACGAACUUUAAAAUUUACAUUUUAAACCAUGAACUUUGAAUUCGUUCCAAUUUUUCCUUAAAAUUCAUUUCCGGUCAUCGGAAAUCUUACGUGUCCUUAAUAGUGCCAGUUGGAUGUCUGACGUGUCACGACAAACACGACGUCGUUUUAAUCGCGGUUGUCAAAACACCGCGUUUAGGCAUGUGACGACGUCGUUUUACAUAAGUCUUUCGAAUUAAUCUCUUAGAUUAGGGCAUUUGCAAUUUUACAACUGUAAAAACUAAGGAGACGCCAUUUUCACCGAGGGUUGAAGGUCAACAGCUACAAGGAGAUCCUUGACGAAGAGGUGGUCCCAGCUUUGGUGUAAUACUUUAACAUCAAUGGCAGACAGUGACGACGAAUUUGGGAUUUAUAUACAUCAUGGGGGGAAAUUUACUACCGUGGGGUGUGCAAGAAUGUAUCUUGGGGGUAAGGCAGAUCUCAGCAUGCAAGAUAGGGAUAGAUUUGGUUUCUUUGAUUUAGAGGAAUUAGUGCGUGAAUUUGGGUAUGCGAGGUGGGAUUGCCUUGCUUGGAAAGCACCUAGGACACUUGCAUUUUUUGACAUACACAAUGAUGCUGAUGUUAUGAAAAUGCUUAAUAUAAGUCUGUGCAAGAAUAAAUUUUGUAGUGUGUACGUAGACAAGGGUGAAUUGGGUAGUGAUAAAACUGUUGAACAGGGGAGUGAGAAGCCUUUGCAAUUGGGGAAAGAGAAGCCAUUAGAAAUGGGGAAAGAGAAUGCAGGUGAAGUGGAGAAAGGGAAGACAGUAGGAAAGGGGAAAGAGAAGUUGAGUAGACCCGAGAAGAAGAAGGUGAAUAAGCCAGUGGGAACUUCUCCCAUUACUAGAAGUAAGAAGGUUAUAGAUGAAGGACAAGGUACUGUUUCAGUAAGAACCUCUCCUAUAACUAGAAGUAGGAAGGUGUUAGGAUUGGGAGAGAAUAGUUUGCCAGUGGAGACUACACCCAAGAAAAAGGGUAAGGAGAAGCAGGUUACUAGAACUUUAGUUGAUGAGCCUAUUAUAGAAACAGACCCUGAGGAUAGUGAUUACAUUCUUCCUGAGGAUGGUGAACAGUAUGAAAUAGAUGAUUCAUUAGGUGACAAUGAACUGGGCUCUGAUGAUGAAGAGUAUAGGGAUGCUAGAUUGAACCUAAGACUAGUGGAAGGGGUAGUACAAGAAAGAGAAGAGGGAGACUUGCCAGAUGAUGUAUCUAUGAGUGAGGGUGGGAGUGCUGAUCCAAGGGGUAGUAACACUGAAGGAGAUGGGGGAAUGCUAUCUGAUUACAUUGUAUCUGAUGGAGAUGUGGUGUCUGAUUCCACAGAUGAAGAAGAAGGACCUAAGAGAUUGCCUAGAAUCAUGUAUGACCCUAGGUGCAAUCACAAGGACUUGAUAGUACAGAUAGGGCUAAGGUUUGAAAAUGGUUAUCAAUGCAAAGAAGCUCUUAGAAGCUGGGCUAUACUGAAGGGUUAUCCUAUUCGGUUUAGGAGAGUUAGUAAAAAACAACUAGAUACUAAGUGUAGACCACCAUGUAUCUGGAGGUGCUAUGGGUCUGACAUCAAAGACCAAUGUACUUUUGCUGUGAAAGUGCUUGUUGGUGAGCACACCUGCCUUUUUGACAUUCACAACAAGUUGGCAGAUUACAAGUGGUUAGCAAAGCAAUACAUUGAGGUUUUCAGAUUGAGGCCCUGCAUGCAGGUUCAGGAGAUGGCAUUGGAUGUCAACACUAGAUUCUCUAUACAACCCUCUUUGGGGAGACUGUAUAGGGCAAAAGCUCAUGCUUUAGAGCUCUUAAGGGGGUCAGUUAAGAAACACUACAAUUCAUUGAGGUCUUAUAUGUCAGAGUUGAUGAGGGUGGAUAAAGAAGGGAGGUUUGAGCUUCUAUUAGGUGAUGAUUCAGUAUUUAGGGGGCUUUAUAUUGGCUUCAGUGCAUUAAGAAAGGGGUUCAUGGAAGGAUGUAGGAGAAUAAUAGGACUUGAUGGCUGUUUUCUGAAAACCUAUUUGGGUGGACAACUUUUAUGUGCAGUUUCUAAGGAUGGAAACAAUCAGAUGUUUCCAGUAGCCUGGGCUGUUGUAGAGGCUGAAAACGAAGAGUGUUGGAGCUGGUUUAUAAAAAUCUUGCUUGAGGACUUGGGUGUCACAGAUGGUUUGGGGAUCAGCUUCAUAUCUGAUCAACAGAAGGGACUACAAAAUGCAGUGGCAAGUCUUGCACCAUUUGCUGAACAUAGAAAUUGUGCAAGACAUGUCUACUGUAACUGGAAGAAAACACACAAAUGAGCAACACUAAAGAAUCUUUUUUGGAGAGCAGUACGUGCAUCAUAUCAACAUGAGUUUGACUUAGCAAUGGAGGAGAUGAAAGCUGAGAGUCAGGAAGCACACACAGAUUUUAUGAACAGGGAAUACCACAGGUUUUGUAGAUGCUUUAUCUCUACACAUUGUCUAUCUGAUAUGGUUGAUAAUAAUGUCUCUGAGACAUUUAAUGGCUAUAUAGUGAAAGCUAGGGCUAAGCACAUAAUCACCAUGUUAGAAGACAUUAGAGUUGCUUUAAGGGGGAGACAGUACAAAAAGCUGGGGUUGGUGACUGAUAGUACUGAAAAAAUAUGCCCAAACAUAAGAAAAAAACUUGACAAACUGAGAUAUGAUGCCAGAAUGUGCCAAGCCUAUCCUGGUUUAGGUGGCAAAUUUGAAGUAAGCUGUUAUGAUGAUAGGUUUGUGGUUCAGUUAGGUGAAAAGCAUUGUAGUUGUAGGCAGUGGGAUAUCAGUGGGAUACCUUGCAAGCAUGCCAUAGCAGCCUUGCAUUUUAUGAAGGAGGAACCCACAGAGUAUGUGCAUGAAUGCUACUCUGUGGAGAAAUACUUGAAGGCUUAUGCAUAUGGCUUAGAGCCUAUCAAUGGGGAAAAAAUGUGGCCAAAGGGUGUUGGUUAUCCAGUGCAACCUCCAUUGAUUAGGGCUAUGCCAGGAAGACCAAAAAAGAAGAGGAGAAGAGAUGUAGAUGAGAGGGAUCCAAACAACAACACAAGGCUGAAAAGAAUUGGGAUUAAGAUGACAUGUCAAAAUUGCCUUCAAGUUGGUCACAAUGCAAGGUCUUGCAAAAACGAAAAGGUGGUCAGAGAAGAAGGAAAUCAGGUUGGAUUAUUAACUUAAAUUUGUAAUCUGCCAUUGUCUUAAUUUUCUUACAUGAUAAAUGAUUGAAUUUUACAGAAGCCAAGAGGUAGGCCAAGGAAGCAUCCUCUCACAUGCAGUGAGAGGCCUACAAAGGAGAGGAAGCGGCGCACCACAAAGAAAAAUGCUACAUCAGCCAUGAAUGAAGACACUGCUCCAACUCCUACCUCAACUGAUCCUGCUUCUACUGGUCCAGCCCCCACCUUACAUUCAACAACACAUGCAAAUGCUUCCACAAGCACAAUCAUGAAAGAAAGAAACACGGCCUUAAAAGGACUUGGGGUAUAUGUUGCUCAAGGGACAGGGAACAUAUAUGUCAAUAUGUCUUCAAGGAGUGCCCGAGGAACUUUCGUGCCACCUCGUCCCAACACAAGGUCUACAACCAGUGGAAGCCAAGCAUCUGGAGUAGGAUCCUCCAACACACAAUCUGCUCCAACUGCCCCAACAGGGUCCGCUCCAACACAAGAAUCACAAGGAACCUAAGCACUAGAUCAGUCCAUUUUGUGUUUGUAAAAUGUUGAUGAAACAAAUUCAGUGACUGUUUGCAAAUGUUAUGUACUUUUAACUUAUGAAUACUGUUGUGUUUUUUGGUUGGCAGAUCAUCUUCUAUCAAUGAAUCCUUAUUUCAGUCAC
Messenger RNA from Salvia miltiorrhiza (redroot sage), 3856 nucleotides. RefSeq lists its product as uncharacterized. The transcript has 4 exons. The record is from RefSeq and is a predicted model, not a curated record. Lineage: Eukaryota; Viridiplantae; Streptophyta; Magnoliopsida; Lamiales; Lamiaceae. The coding region runs from base 410 to 2338 and encodes 642 amino acids.